AACUAAGGCCCAUUGUCUUCCCAUUCUUUGAAAAAUGCACAUUCUUGCAUAUCAAAUAUGUAGUAUCUUAAAGAUGUGAGAACUGAAAAAGCAUAAGUAAUUCAUCUUUAAAAAGAAUCAAACGAGGCCAUUAAAUGAGUUACUCAUCACAUUAGAACAUCUUUGAGUGACACAUUUCAUAUUUUUCCUAUUCUGCAGGGAUUGUUUGGAGCAAAGGUAUGUUUUGUUUUUUUGUUUUUUUCGUUCUAAAAUUAGAAGCUAUGAGCGUUUAAAGUAUUCAUCAAGAUAAAUGUCCUUGUACAGAUGGGCACUAAGUGAAAAUGUUGUAUCGCUAAAAUAGAAAAUCCAUUAAAAUUGAAAAUUGCUUUUAAUAUUUUGGGAUUUUUGAUAUUUCUGUUUGCUGGAUAAUGUUUAAUGUUUAGAUUGUUCAGAUUCAAUGCAUUUCAGUCUGGACAGGAGGCUAUAUAUAGAACAGUGCCCUAUCUAUAUAGCAGUGUGAGUCAGUGAGUGAGUGAAAGUAAGAAUAUGUUGGUUUUUUUUACAUUUUGUAUUCUAUAUUUUUUAAGAAUCUGUAAAAGAAAUUACUACAUAUUCUUUUUUCACCCAGAAACCAUAGGAAGGUGAAAUUUUGAACUCCAUGUAUAUGUAUAUGUAUAUGUAUAUGCAUAAUGGCAAUAAAGACUGUCCAUAUGUACUUGCAGGGCUUGAAGGGUUUUCAGGGAGCUUCUGGGCCAGCUGGAAAGAGGGGCCUUCCAGGACCACCUGGACCCCCAGGACCUCCAGGCCUCUCUAUGAACUUGACUAUGACCCAAAUUAAAGCGAGUCACUUCUUAUUGCUUAAUAUAAAUAUUACGUAGGUUAAUGGUGGGAUCAGACAGGCAGAACACAUUUUGGCUGCCUUAAAUGAAUUUAAGGUUUAAAGAAUGAAAAUAAUGAUUCGUUUCGAAUUAAAAGUAUUCGAAAAAAAAAAUUUCGAAUUAAAAUAAUUAUUCGUUUAAAACCUUAAAAGAAUUUAAGGGUUUUUUUUUUUUUACACGAAAAAAUAAGAUUCAUUUCCCAGAAACAAGGCUUUUUUACUUUCUUGGAAUUCCUUUUUUUGCAGUGUGACUGUUUUAACAGCGUGAUGAAUUUUCUUCCCAACAGGAUCUGAUGUAUGUCUCAGACAAGCCCAACUACUCACUCAUCCAGGUGCUCUUGGAUUCUCUGUACCGUGACGUGAGGUUGUUGCUCGAUCCUCCUGAUGGCAGUAAAGAGCGUCCAGCUUCCACCUGCCUGGAACUGUGGCUGUGCCACCCCAACUACACCAGUGGGUUCUAUUAUAUCGACCCGAAUCAGGGCAGCCCUGCAGAUGCUCUUUUGGCUUACUGCAACUUUUCUGAGCCACGGGCAGAGACUUGUCUUCACCCCAAAACUGCACAGCUGCCCAUGAGAGCAUGGUUGAAUGACUCCGUAGCAGAUAAUGCUUUCUACUGGCUCAGUUCCCUUGAGAGCGGUUUUACGUUUGAAUACACAGGGCUCACAGUGAUCCAGGCCCGUUUUCUGAGACUUCAGACCAACCUGGCAGAGCAGAGAGUGACCUACUCCUGCUCUCCCGGACACAGACUGGGACAGACACAGCGACACGCACGCUUUCUCACCAGUUCAAUACGGCAGAGCUACCAGGGGGCCCUUCCGGAUUGUGUGCCUGCCAAGGAAGUGGAUCCUGGGCCACGAGAGUCUGUGCUUCAGUUUGUGGAUAAAGACCUGCUGCCUCUGCGGGACGUCGCAGUGUUUUCCAGCAGCAGCCUUUCACAUGAGUUUGGCUUCACUCUGGGGCCGGUGUGUUUCAGCUAGAGCGUGAACGAGAGAGAUUGCUUUAACGGGUAUAAGCUCACACACAAACGGCAGCGGAAGAAGAAAGAGGUAAACUGUACUACAUGAGGAUGAAAGGAAGGCCUGUGGGUUGUACCUCAUGUCCUUUACAAUCCUCAUUACACGUUAAAGACACUUUAAGAGCUCACAUUUUUACUGGUGCACUUCAACAAACGACCCAUCGUUUUUUGUUUACACACAUUAGCGUUUUGUAAAUUAUACAUAUAUUUUUGGACUGUGUUUUGGGUUUUUUGGGGUUUUUUAUUUUUUUAAAUUGCAUUUCAGUAAUGUGGGAAGUCAAGCGCAUGACAGAGUGUUCAUGUAACCACUAUGUGGCUGCACGGUGUUUAACUGAAGAACCAGAAAAUGUUUCCAAAUGAUAUAUACACUUAUGAUUCAUCUGGAUUAGUAUCAUUAUAUAUAAUCAUUUUUUUCCAAGCUUUCCUAUUUGAAAUAGAAGCUUUUAUAGUAAAACAAUGUGUUUGGAAGAGAACGCAGCUUUGACUUGAUUUGAACUGUCUAUAAGACACAUGAAACAGUUUGAAAUGAUUUCCCCUUUAUAGUGCUCAACAUUAUGUCUUAUGGUUUUAGAGCUAAUUGUGAUUUUUGCAGCUCAGUGUUAACCUUAUCGCUGUCAAGUCGUCAUGUUUGAAUAGGUUUUCAUUUCUCAGGUGCUAACGUAAUAUAACAGGGAAAUGGAACGGCUAUGCCAUGGUUCAUGCUGUGUUUGUUACAGAUACAUAACAUGGCGUAAAGGAUAAAGCAUGACACGGUGUGGAAAAUAAUCAACAGUUGAGGGGGGGGAAAGUGCACAUAAUGAAGUGUUUUACUCCUCUUAUACCACAGCACUUUGCCAAUGCUAAAAAUAUUUAUUUAUUAAAGAAUGACACACCAUACUUUUUAUUGAUUAUAUACACUACCGGUCAAAAGUUUGGAGACGUUCGACUGAAAUGUUUCUCAUGAUCUUAAAAACCUUUUGAUCUGAAGGUGUAUGAUUAAAUGUUUGAAAUCGACAAAAAUAGGAUUGUGCCGACAUAUUCAUUUCUUUCAUUCGAAAACUAACGUUUUAUUUACAAAAAAAAAUCAUUUUUAAACGGAUGCCUCUGAGCGAAAUAUUCCGAAAAGCAGCCAAUAAGAGUCCAGUGUCGGUGUGAACUCCUUUAAUACUGUUUAAAAAGCAUCUCAGGGGGAAUCCUCAAGAAAUCGGUUGAGAAAACGCCAAGAAUACAUUUCUGGAAAUUCUAGGCAAAAAGCGUGUCUACUUUGAAGAUGCUAAAAUAUUAAAUUAUUUUGAUUUAUUAUUAUUAUUUUUUUUAAAUCACAACAUAAUUCCCAUAGUUCCAUUUGUGUUACUCCAGAGUUUUAUUAUUAUUCUAAAAUGUGCGUGUUUAUAUGAACGUAAAUAAAUAAAUAAUGAGUGCGUCUAAACUUUUGAUCGGUAGUGUAGUUGCAUUUAUGUUUUGGUAUGUCCACAGGGCGAGUUAGUUCCUGUUAUUACUUACGUUGUAGCAGCUAUAAACAGUCGUUCCCUGUUUGAGAUGUUACUAUAGAAACAAUAACGUACAGCCGGAACUAUUAUCUGAGCCUUGCUGUUAUAGGAAGAUCAUGCACACCUUCUAAUUAAUCUGAAAUUCUGCGGGAUAAAGAAAAUGAAUCAACACCUUCUGACCAAACCGAAUCAAGCAUUCAACAGUGCUGUGGUGUAAUACAAUUUAACACACGACUAAAUAUUUUAUUGUACUGUAACACAGAUAAAAGAAAGAAAGACUCGCUCAUGAUUUGUGUUUUGGUCUUUCGUGAAAAAAAAAAAAUCUGUCUUUACUGAAAACAACAGAAAUUCUGGCACUUCAUUCAUUCUUUUACAGUUUUAGAUAACGUAAAUCUCUUGGUUAGUAAAUAUCUAUAUCAGCAGUAAUUAUAUGUAGGCCUCAGGUAGCACGUGGCAAGGCAUGUUUCUGAAAAUAUGGUUGUGUGCUUUCUUUAUUUGAGAGAUUUCUUUAGUGUCAUUGGAGAACUCAUUAUAAUCUCCAGGAGAGUCACACUUACCAAAAAAGCAAUGUCACCAUACAUACACUUGCAUACUAUAAUCAUUAUAACUUAUUUGGCUGAAUUAAACAAAGAUGCCUUGGACACUAUUUUUUUUUUGGUAAUAAAUAUUUUCUUUGUAAUAAGUGGUGACAUUUUAAGUCAUAUGCUGGUCAUCUGCUCUCAAUAUAUGAUUCUGGAAGAACAACUGACAUGUAUUCCUUUGUAAUUUUUUUUGGUUGUUUUUGUAUGUUUUGUGU
Messenger RNA from Ictalurus furcatus (blue catfish), 4136 nucleotides. Its product is annotated as collagen alpha-1(XI) chain-like. Bases 1150 to 1833 code for a protein of 227 amino acids. The record is from RefSeq and is a predicted model, not a curated record. Gene Ontology annotation, molecular function: extracellular matrix structural constituent. Lineage: Eukaryota; Metazoa; Chordata; Actinopteri; Siluriformes; Ictaluridae. The transcript has 6 exons.